Messenger RNA from Loxodonta africana (African savanna elephant), 10769 nucleotides. Its product is annotated as matrix-remodeling-associated protein 5. The transcript has 7 exons. Bases 81 to 8567 code for a protein of 2828 amino acids. The record is from RefSeq and is a predicted model, not a curated record. Lineage: Eukaryota; Metazoa; Chordata; Mammalia; Proboscidea; Elephantidae. Gene Ontology annotation, molecular function: protein binding.
ACCCCAUCCACACAUUUCCUCUGAGAAACCAUGGCAUUGAACCAUCAAAACCCUUUGGCUGUUCCAAGAGAAGAAUAAAGAUGGUAGCCAGAGCAAGCGCACCGGACAAGAUGCCCACGCGUGCGCGCUGGGGGGCGCUCUCCGUGGUGCUGAUCCUACUCUGGGGACACUCGUGCACUGCCCAGGCCUGCCCUCAUCCCUGCGCCUGCUACGUUCCUAGUGAGGUUCAUUGCACGUUCCGCUCCCUGGCUUCCGUGCCCGCUGGGAUUUCUAAACACGUGGAAAGAAUCAAUUUGGGGUUUAAUAGUAUCCAGGCCGUAUCAGAAACCUCAUUCGCGGGACUGACGAAGUUGGAGCUGCUUAUGGUACAUGGAAACGAAAUCCCAAGCAUCCCUGAUGGGGCGUUACGAGACCUCAGCUCUUUGCAGGUCUUCAAGUUCAGCUACAACAAGCUUCGUGUGAUCACGGGACAGACCCUCCGGGGCCUCUCGAGCUUGGUGAGGCUGCACGUGGACCACAACAAGAUUGAGUUCAUCCACCCGCAAGCUUUCCACGGCUUGAUGUCCCUGAGACUCCUUCAUCUGGAAGGGAACCUUCUCCGGCAGCUGCAUCCCGGCACCUUCUCCACGUUCUCCUUUCUGGACUAUUUCCGGCUCUCCACCGUGAGGCACCUCUAUUUAGCGGAGAACAAGAUCAGCUCUCUUCCUACCGGGAUGCUUCAGAACAUGCCACUUCUGGAGAACCUCUACCUGCACGGGAACCCCUGGGCCUGUAGCUGCGAGAUGAAGUGGUUUCUGGAAUGGGAGGCGAGAUCCAGAGGAAUCCUAAAAUGUAAAAAGGACAAAGCCUACGAGGGCGGUCAGCUGUGCGCCGUGUGCUCCAGUCCCAAGAAGUUGCACAAACAAGAGAUUCACAAGCUCAAGGACAUCGCUUGCUCGAAGCCGCUCAUCGAGUCUCCUCUGAGGCAGAACCGGAGCGGGAGCAGCGAGGAGGAGCAGGGACAAGAGGAGGAAGACGGCGAUGACCAGCUUUCCCUGGACAGCUUCCACCUCCCCACAUGGAAUGUCUCCUUGAACAUGACGGACGAGCAUGGAAAUACGGUGGAUUUGGUCUGCAGCAUCAAGAAACCCACAGAUGUGUACAAAAUCCUCUUGAACCAGACGGAUCCUCUUGAGAUUGAAGUCAACGCGACGGUCGCCUUAGAUUUUGAGUGUCCCAUGACCAGGGAGAACUACGAGAAGCUGUGGAAACUGAUAGCGUAUUAUAGCGAGGUCCCGCUGAAGCUGCACCGAGCAGUCAAGCUCAGCAAAGACCCCGGCGUCCACUAUGAGUACAGACAGGAUGCUGACGACGACGCGCUCUACUACACAGGCGUCAAAGCCCACAUCCUUGCGGAGCCAGGUUGGGUCAUGCAGCCAUCCGUGGACAUCCAACUGAACCGGCGCCAGAGCACUGCUAGAAAGGUGCUGCUCUCCUAUUACACGUGGUUUUCGCAAACGAUGUCCGCCAAGGAUGUGAGGCGGACGCGGAGCAGAAGCUGGGUGAUGGUCGAGACGAGCGAAGCCAUGCAAAGGGCUCAGACGGUCCUGGAAGGAAGCUCCUUCCAGCUGGGCUGCAAUGUGAGGGCUUCUGAGAGUCCUGCCAUCUUCUGGGUGUUGCCAGAUGGCUCUGUCCUGAAAGCCCCCAUGGAGGACUCAGAGAGCAGGUUCUCUGUCCUCAGUGGUGGUCAGCUGAGGAUCAAGUCAGCAGAGUACUCGGACUCGGGAUUGUACCAUUGUGUAGCUCAGGUGACAGAUGAAAUGGACCGGAUAGUGUACAGGGUUGCUGUGCAGACGCUGGUCACUCAGCCACCUGGAGGACACACAGUGACCAUCACCAAGAGCCCUGGGGAGCCAGUGGUAUUGCCCUGCAGUGCCCUGGCAAUUCCCGAAGCCCAGCUGAGCUGGGUUCUUCCAAGCAAAAGGAUAAUGAGCCAUCUGGCUAACACAUCCCAUGCAUACAUGCUGGGUAAUGGAACACUCUCCAUCCCAAAGGUUCAAGCCAGCGACGGUGGCUACUACAGAUGUGUGGCUGUCAACCUGCAAGGGGCAGACCACUUCACUGUGGGGGUCACCGUGAAUAAGAAAGGACCCAGCAGGACCUCAAAAAGAGGCAGACGCCCAGGCUCGAAGACCCUUUCCAGAAUAAGAGGAGAUGUCAUAGAGGAUGAAGGGGGCUCAGGCAUUGGAAGUGAAGACAAGACUCCAAGGAGGGUCCUACAUCCAAUGGACCAAGAGGUGUUUAUCAAAACGAAGGACGAAGCCAGUGUUGGAGGUAAAAAGACUAAGAAAGGCCGACGAAAAUGGAAACUCUGGAAGAAUCCUGAAAAGGAACCAGAGACGAACGUUGCGGAAGGUCGCCGAGCGUUUGAGUCCAGGAGAAGGAUCAAUGUGGCAAACAAACAGAUUAAUCCUGAGCGCUGGGCAGAUAUCUUAGCCAGAGUCCGUGGGAGGAAUCUCCCCAAGGGCACAGAAGUCACCCAGGUCAUACAAACCACGACUCCUCCAUCAGUGGGCGUAGAGGUCUCCCCUCUUUCUCCUGCUGUUCCUCCACCCUCGGUAUCUCCUGAACAGACAACAACCAGUGCAGAGGACUCCUCAGCAGAUACUUCCAUAUUCAAUGAGGAGGAGGAGGUUUUGAAUACCAUUUCUUCAGCCAGGAUUGCACUAGAACACGACCGCGAUGGGGGCGUUCUUGCUGAACCCACGGUAACAAGCACGCAGCUGGAAGAUGUUCUCGAUCAGGAGAUUUCUGAGAAGACAGAAGACUCGGCUCCCACCGAAGCUGACUCUUCAGUCCCUACACAGAUGUCUUUGCCUCAUGAAUCCUCUUCCCCUCUGCAGAUCCUGGACACGUCCUAUGAAGAGCCUACCUAUGAAGAGGUAGCAACAGAGGGCUGGUCCACAGUACCAAGCAUUGCAUCUGUGCCCCCACCCACGUCCAAAGUGGAUGAGCUGCCAUUGGAUGCCAUCUCUUUGGCGGAGGCUGAGACGGAAACAUAUCUUUACCCAGAUCCGAAGACUGAUUCUCAACCAGCUGAGGAUAAGAUGGAAGAUCUGACCUCCACAGGCUUCACUCCAACCCCUACCUGGUGGGCUGUGGACCCCAGGACAUCUGAGCCGUUAGGGGAACCAGAUGUACCAGCACAAACAAAUCUACAAGGACAAACAGAUGGCAUGAAGCCUAUGCAAGGGGGCUUAGGCACUCAAGGCAACUCACUGAUGAAAAAAGACGUGGUGGAGAGCUCUCAGAUACCUGGGGAAGGGAACGUCCUGGAGAGAGACCCCACAGGCUCCAGACGUCCCGAGAGUGAGGAGCUACGAGGGAUGGGCAGCCUUGCUCCAUUUACGCUGCCCAGAGAAAGCACACCUGAUACUCUACUUGCCAGGGACAGCAUUACAGUAUCAAUGAUGACGUUAGAACCAAAGACCGCUUCACCAACCGAGCUGACCACUCACCCUUUUCGAAAAAAGCCCAACGGGAGGAAAAAGUUACGACCUCACAGGUUCCGCCACCGGCACAAGCAAACUCCGCCGACAACGUCUGCCCCCACGGAGACUUUUUCUACCCGACCCACUCAGGUGCCAGAGAUGAAGGUUCCAAGCAAAGUGGAGGGUUUGCUUGUCUUGACAUCUGAGGUUGAUAACCUAGUUGGUAUCACCAAACAGUUAGAAAUGGGGAAACCUGCAGAACCAGUGACCAAGGGAACCCCAAGAAGGAAACACUCAAAGAAACAAAACAAACAUCGGUAUACCACGUCCACCGUGAGCUCAACGGACUCUUUGCCCAAGACCAUCUAUCUCCCACAAAAUAAACAUAAAUACGUGACUACUCCCAGCUCUGAAACUCUACUUUUAUCUGCAACCAUUUCUCUGAAAACCGGGGACCCAAGUGAGACAAGGAGAGCAGAAGAUGAUAUGACAACCACCUCAAAAGUACGUCUGUCUCUCAGUAAAGUCCAAGAGGCUACCACAGUCACAUAUAAGUCCGCAUCAGAUAGGAAGGAAAUUAAGAAGCAUUACGAUGUCACAAACAUCCAUGACCAUGAAACUAGCACUCCAGCCCCCACUGAGUCAGGAAUUAACAUCGCAUCACCUUCUGGCUCGGUGGUCUCCCCUGUGGAAGGAUUUAUGGAAGAAUCUUACCUGUUAGCGUUUCCAGGAACUCCAGGCUGGACUUCUCCCACGACAGCCCAGCCUCAGAGGGUGGAGACAGGCAGACCUCCUAGCAGUGCUUGGGAAACCCGGACAGACCCACCCCUUUGGAAAGAGUUGGAAAACACAUAUUUUCCUUCUGAGUUUUCACCUUCUGCGGCAAUCUCUACACUCUCUCAGCAGGGGGAAGACGCUGCUUCUGCUACCGUCUCAAGCGUGAGACUAGAGUCACCCUCAAGCCAGGCAGAAACCACCACUCGUGGUCAGGAUCAGCAAAAACCCACCCUAGCGACUACCCAUCCUGAAAUUAGACCACAAGAUCACGCCUCUACACCUGGCUCCCUGAAGGAACCAGCAUUCCCAUUCCCACCCACAAUGUCAAUGCCUUUAGUACAAACCACCACUAAGUUCACACCUCUUAGUACAACAACAUCUCAAACACAAACAGAGUCCAAAGAAAAUGUUUUGCUUAAUUAUGGGGGUGUCUCAGAAACCGAAGCACCCCAAUUGAACAAUGAGGGAACGCGGUAUAUAUUGAAGCCAAAGGAGGUAUCCACUCCCUCUUCCAAGCAGGAUAACGUGAACUUCUCUCCAAAGCAGGAGUUCGUAAAGGAGGUGUUUGAUGGUAAGACCUCAAGCACUCUACCUCAAGGUCCAGACAUUCACCACCAUGAUGGAAGAGCACAGAUUUACCACCAACCAGGUAUGGUUCCCACCAAAUUUACACCACCAAGAGGGACAGGGAGGCCACCACCUAUGGCCACUCAAAGCUCCUUUAGAUACUUGGUGACGUUCCAGCCGCCUCGUCAGGUGACCAGCAAACCAGAAAUAAGAGUGUAUCCUUCACAGGAUUUUCCAGAGAGCAAGCCCUUUGUGACUCCAAAAUUAACCACCACGACAACUCCCCUUCCACUUCACAGACCCAAACCCAGCACUCCCAGGAAAUUUGAUGACCGUGGAACCAACCAGUUCAAUGCCAACCCCAAAGUAUUUGGGAGCAACAACAUCCCUGAUCAAAGAAGCCCCGCUGGAAAGCCACCGAGCUCAAGACUUCCUCAUCAUUCCAAUGGCAGGUUCCCAUUCUUCUUUAACAGGACUUUUGUGUUCCCACAGUUAGGAUCCACCCUGAAGCCUCAGACACCCACCACUCCUGCCUCAGUGACAAGAGAGAGAAAAGUCAACCCAGAUUCCUACAACAGGAUACUUUCCCAGAGCGUCAACCACAUGGAUUUUGGUCCUCCUGCACCUCCUUUGUUGCACCCUCCCCGGGCCACCGUGCCACCCUCAACUAAUGCACACAAUAUCCCCCCAGUCCAUUCCACCCAGAGCUCCAUCCCUUUCACUAUGUCUUCUGGCCAGCCUUCCAGAAACUUUCAUCAGAGCAGCUCCAAACUCUUCUCCAUUGGAGGACUGCCUGCAUCCAAAUUCUGGACGCUUGGGGAAAAACCCCAAAUCAUCACCAAAUCCCCACAAUCCGUAUUUGUCACUGCGGAGACAGAUGCUGUAUUUCCAUGUGAGGCAACAGGGAAACCCACGCCUUUCGUUACCUGGACAAAGGUGUCCACAGGGGCUCUCAUGACUCCCAGCACGCGGACACAGCGGUUUGAAGUCCUGAACAAUGGCACCCUCGUGAUCCGGAAGGUCCAGGUGCAGGACCACGGCCAGUACCUGUGUACUGCCAAGAAUUUGCACGGUGUGGACACCAUGCCGGUCCUGCUCACGGUGACCACGCAGCAGCCCCAGAUCCUUGCCUCGCACUACCAGGACGUCACCGUCUACCUCGGAGACACCAUCGCCAUGGAGUGCCUGGCCAAGGGCACCCCCGUACCCCAAAUCUCCUGGAUCUUCCCCGACAGGAGGGUGUGGCACACUGUGUCCCCCGUGGAGGGCAGGGUCACGCUGCAUGAGAACCGCACCCUGUCCAUCAAGGAGGCCUCUUUCUCUGACAGAGGCGUCUACAAGUGCGUGGCCAGCAAUGCUGCGGGCGCCGACAGCCUGGCCAUCCGCCUACACGUGGCGGCCCUGCCCCCGGUCAUCCACCAGGAGAAGCAGGAGAACAUCUCUCUGCCCCCCGGACUUAGCAUCCACAUCCACUGCACCGCCAAGGCCGCACCACUGCCCAGCGUGCGCUGGGUGCUGGGCGACGGUACCCAGGUGCGCCCUUCACAGUUCAUCCGCGGGAACCUCUUUGUCUUCCCCAACGGCACGCUCUACAUCCGGAACCUAUCGCCCAAGGACAGCGGGCGUUACGAGUGCGUAGCCGCCAACCUGGUGGGCUCGGCGCGCAGGACAGUGCAGCUGACGGUGCAGCGCACCGCCGCGAACGCGCGCAUCACCGGCACGUCCCCGCGGAGGACCGACGUGCGGUACGGCGGGACCCUGCGCCUUGACUGCAGCGCUUCGGGGGACCCCUGGCCGCGCACCCAGUGGAGGCUGCCGUCCCAGCGGAUGGUAGAUGCGCUGUUCAGCUUUGACCCCAGAAUCAAAGUGUUUGCCAACGGGACUCUGUUGGUGAAGUCUGUCACCGACAAAGACGCGGGGGAUUACCUGUGCGUCGCCCGCAACAAGAUUGGCGACGACUACGUGGUGCUGAAGGUGAACGUGGUGAUGAAGCCGGCGAAGAUUGAGCACAAGGAGAACGACCACAAGGUCUUCUAUGGAGGUGAUCUGAAAGUGGACUGCGUAGCCACAGGGCUCCCCAACCCCGAGAUCUCCUGGAGUCUCCCUGAUGGGAGCCUGGUCAACUCCUUCAUGCAGUCGGACGACAGUGGUGGACGGACCAAGCGCUACGUGGUCUUCAAUAAUGGCACGCUCUACUUCAAUGAGGUGGGGAUGAGAGAAGAGGGUGAUUACACCUGCUUUGCCGAGAACCAGGUUGGCAAGGAUGAAAUGACGGUGCGCGUCAAGGUGGUGGCGGAGCCCGCAGCAAUCCGAAACAAGACGUACUCUGUCAUCCAGGUCCCCUAUGGGGAUGUGGUCACUGUGACAUGCGAGGCCAAAGGGGAACCCACCCCAAGGGUGACCUGGUUGUCUCCCACCAACAGGCUGAUCCCGGCCUCCUCGGAUAAGUACCAAGUCUACCAAGAUGGCACUCUUCUGAUUCACAAGGCUCAGAGGUCUGACAGCGGUAACUAUACCUGUGUGGUCCGGAACAGUGCCGGAGAGGACAGGAAGGUCGUCUGGAUCCAGGUCCAAGUCCAGCCACCCAAGAUCAAUGGGAACCGCAAUGCCAUCACCACAGUUCGGGAGAUUGCAGCUGGAGGGAGUCGGAAGCUGAUUGACUGCAGAGCGGAAGGCAUCCCGGCUCCAAAGGCACUGUGGGCAUUUCCCGAGGGUGUGGUCUUGCCUGCCCCAUACUACGGGAACCGGAUCACCGUCCACCGCAACGGCACGCUGGACAUCCGCAACCUGAGAAAGAGCGACUCUGUCCAGUUCGUGUGCAUCGCCCGCAACGAAGGCGGGGAGGCCAGGCUCAUUGUCCAGCUUACAGUUUUGGACCCCGUGGAGAAGCCCGUCUUCCAUGACCCGGUGAGCGAGAAGAUCAUAGCCAUGGCUGGGCACACCAUCAGCCUCAACUGUUCUGCUGCGGGGACCCCAGCGCCCACGCUGGUGUGGGUCCUUCCCAACGGGACGGAGCUCCAGGGCGGCAGACAGCUGCAGCGGUUCUACCACAAGAGCGACGGCAGGUUGCACAUCAGUAGCCUCUCCUCUGCAGACGCCGGGGCUUACCGCUGCGUAGCAAGGAACUCUGCGGGCUACUCGGAGAGGCUGGUGUCGCUCAAGGUGGGACUCCGGCCCGGGGCAAGCAGCCAGCACCAACACGUGGUGACCAUCAUCAAUGGAGAGACGUUGCAGCUCCCCUGCCUCAUCCAAGCCAGCCGGCCGGCUCGAUUCUCCUGGACACUCCCCAACGGCAUGGUCCUGGAGGUCCCCCAAGAAGUGGGGCGCUUUGCCCUCUUGGAAAACGGCACGCUGACGGUGCAUGAGGCCUCGGUGUUUGACAGAGGGACCUACACGUGCAAGGCAGACACCGAGUACGGCCCUUCCGUCAUGAGCGUCCCGGUUAUCGUCAUUGCCUAUCCGCCGCGCAUCACCAGCGAGGCCACACCGGUCAUCUACGCCCGUCCCGGGAGCACCGUGAAGAUCAACUGCUUGGCCAUGGGCAUUCCCAAAGCCCAGAUAACGUGGGAGCUACCAGACAAGUCCCAUCUGACUGCCGGCACCCAGGCUCGCAUCUACGGGAACAAAUUCCUCCAGCCGCAGGGCUCCCUGACGAUCCAGCAGGCGUCUCCACGAGACGCAGGUUUCUACAAGUGCACAGCAAAGAACAUCCUGGGCAGGGACUCAAAGACCACUUACAUCCAUGUCUUCUGAGAGACCGGCCGGAGUCACGGCUUGGGAAGUGAGAACAAGGCAGUCAUUUGUAAAGGGAGCCUGCUCGGGGAGAUGGAGCCCUUCGAAGGAUUUUUCAUGGUGCCUGGUGGUCCUCGGGUGGCUUUCAAGCUGAGGGUGACCUUGACCUUUGAUUUGUUGCUUGAAAGAAGUAACACAGGCGGGCUAACAGGAGUCAGCCUCCCUGGAGACAUCCUUUCCUGGUUACCGGAUGUCUUGUGUUCUCGUCCGGCAUUCCAUGGCACCCAAGACUCGAACUGCCAUCUCUGUUUCUCAGAUACUGCUCCAUGCCUUCAGUCACACGGGAAGGACACCUCUGAGAAGCUGUCACUAAACAGAAACUGUAGAGAUUAAAAGCGUCUUGCUGCCACACUGAAGUUAACCUACUGCCACUCUGACACGAUACAACACCCUACCACGAGUCCUGAUAUUUCAUUUAUUCCCUCGUCCCUUCAAAACUCCCCCUGACCAAAGAAGGCCUUUAAAACCAGAGCUAUCAGUUUUUUGAAAACAGUUUUUAUCGUGGUGAAAUAUAGACCACAAGGCAUUUGUCAGUUCAACACUUUCUGACGUUCCUGUGUGAGCCCGAACUCGACGAGACUGCUUUGUUUUUCCAGGUCUCAAAACUCUUCCGCCUUUCACAGGGUACCAUCUUACUGCUUUUCUACAGCGCAUUUUAGUGGAAAAUGUUUGUGUUUUCCUUCUCUGACAGCUCUCCGCCUUACACAGGUUCAGCUUUUGCACGCUUUAACUGUGUAACUCGGUGAUGUUGAGUACAUUCUACAUGUUGUACGUUUACUCUCACUGCCUUUUUUUAAAUUAAGGGGCCCUGGUGGCACAGUGGUUAAGUGCUCAGCUGUGAACCAGAAGGUCAACGGUUCCAGCCCACCAGCGGCUCUUCUGGAGAAAGGUGUGGCAGUCUGCUUCUGUAAAGAUUACGACCUUGGAAACCCUAUGGGCCAGUUCUACUUUGUCCUAUAAGGUCACUACGAGUUGGAUUUUCCUUUGUUUUGUUUCAUUUUUAACUAUUUCACCAGUAUUAAAAUAAACUCAGUGCUCCCAAAGCAAAAACUUACCCUCACGCCCUCCUCAAAAAACCAAAAAAACAAACCUGUUGCUGUGUUGUCCAUUCCGACUCACAGCGACCCUACAGGACAGAGUAGAACUGCCCCAUAGUGUUUCCAAGGAGCGCCUGGUGGAUUCGAACUGCUGACCUUUUGGUUAGCAGUAUGCUCUUAAUCACCACUAUUUAUCUCCUCCUAGGGAUUGAUUUUUUUUUUCUUUUUAAUUGUGGUGAAAAUACACACAACAGAACCCUCACUAAUUCAUCAAUUUCCACGUAUACAAUUCAGUGACGUGGAUUAAAUUCUUCAGGUUGUACGACCUUGGCCUGUGAUUGAUUUUUUUUUUUUUUUUUAAUACACAGUCUCGUUGUGCAGUAAAACCUGUGAAAAUGGAAACCCACGUACGGCAUAAACUCGUCUGAGAAGGAAAACUCGAAUAUUUUCCAGUAAAACGAGCGAUAGAAAAAUGAUAAGACUGCACCCUGUCAAAGGCGGAAAACUUGCGAGACCCAGAAAAACAAGGCAGUCCCGUUGAGUCCCAGCUCUGACAAGUUUCACUGUAUAGCAAAGAACUCUUUUUCCCCAGAGGUCACUUUUUAUAUAGUGUUUUAUAUAUAUAUAUAUAUAUUUUUUUUUCUUUCUAAUCAGACUAUGAGACUCGAAAGAGAAAAAAAUACUUUGUCUCAUUAAACGUAAUAAAUUAUUGGUCUUUACAAGACUUGCAUACAUUACAGCAGGUAUGGAAACACUCUAUUUUCUUUAGGUCCCUCCCCGUCCUCCUUCAAAUUCCGGAACCACUCUUAGAUUACUUUCCCAGUGGCAGGGGAGGCUGGGAUAUAGACUUUCCUUGUGUGCAAAAUUUAUCUUGGGAGCUGUGGUCGGGGGAGGCGGAGGGCGGGGAAGCAGAGAGAGCUAAGCCGUGACCCUACAAAAAAAAACGGAAUCCAGACUUUUUUUUCUCUGCGGUGGUGAAACUAUAGCUGUGGACCUUCAACCUCCCCCCAUCGUGGGUCACUCUGUGGUCCUGGAUUUGGGAGACUCCCUAUUUCCACGUCUGCUUUACUGUAUUUUUAAGGUCAAUAUACUGUACAUUUGAUAAUAAAAUAAUAUUUUCCAAAUA